Ictalurus punctatus (channel catfish) is the source of this 6912-nucleotide messenger RNA. Its product is annotated as MOB kinase activator 3B. Gene Ontology annotation, cellular component: cytoplasm; nucleus. Lineage: Eukaryota; Metazoa; Chordata; Actinopteri; Siluriformes; Ictaluridae. The transcript is spliced from 6 exons. Bases 1494 to 2144 code for a protein of 216 amino acids. Gene Ontology annotation, biological process: positive regulation of protein phosphorylation; signal transduction. The record is from RefSeq and is a predicted model, not a curated record. Gene Ontology annotation, molecular function: protein kinase activator activity.
UCCAUACUGUCGUACUAAAUAGUAUGUCACUGCGGUUAGGGGCUGCACUAUUGUGACUUUACUAUUUAGUAGGUUAGUAUGCAUCCAGCCAGCAGCCUGUCUGUUCUCUGAGUGGUGGCGCAGACGGCAAAGCGGGAUUGACCAGGCGAGGAGGAUUAUCACACCGGACUAAAGUAAAAGUGCUGGAUAAAGUACAGUAAAGGGUCACGGGGAGCACGGAGACUAUCCCAGGGAUCUCGGGGCACAAGGUGGGGGACACCCUGGACGAGGUGCCAACGUAUCGCAGGGCACAAUCGCACGCUACGGACAGUUUGGAGAUGACGAUCAGCCGACAUCACGUGCCUUUGUACUGGGGAGGAAACCGGAGUAAACCCCUGAAGCACGGGGAGAAUGUGUUAACUCCACGCGCGCAGGGCGGAGGCGGGAUUCAAACCCCCGACCCCGGAGGUGUGAGGCAAACUGCUAACCACUAAACCACCCUGCCCUCCUCAUUCAUGUCCAACUUCUAGUUUUAACCAGAAUAUUUUUUAUGUUUUGGAUUGUUGUGUUGUUACAGGAUACUCUAUACUUUUCAUUUCCUGCUUAGUGUGUCACCGGUGAAUUAGAAUUUAGAAUUAGAAUUAGAAAUUAGAAUUAGAAGUCUUUUAAAAUUGUUACACUGAACCUCCUGACCCCCUGCCGUUAACUUAUUGUGGCUCUGUGUAAGAAUGACAAGAAUAAGCUUUCACUUACGUUACACACCCUGGGCCAAGGUGUGUGUGUGUGUGUGUGUGUGUGUGUGUGUGUGUGUGUGUGUGUGAUAACUAAAUACAUCUGACAGCUUGGGGAAUUCCACUUAAACAGCACCACCCUCCCCCUGUAACACACCGCUUUUGCUUCUUAUCACAAUUUAAAGAAGGGAUUUUUCUACGAAUGAGUCCUCCAAUUACUUGUAGUGAAACCAAAACAGUCAUCAGAGCUAAUGAGGUUGUAGUGAGAUUUGUUGUGGUUACCGAAAGCCAUCCUGACUGUGGGAAAGUUGCAGUGUGAAUGUCGUGAAUUACACCAAAGCGGGCGUUUAACCGGGGUUCCACGACGUAUCUAUUGUUUCUUCAGUAACCGCUUACACGAGGACAAAGUUUUCUGUAUGGAGAUGUUUCUUAAACAAUCGUGGAAGGAGUCGUCAGUGUCGGCGCUUCGUAACCGCUGAAUAUUCCACAGGCACACAGGAAAGUGCUCGGGGCUUUGCGGUUUCUCUUUUUCUGGUCACGAGCUUCAGGAUCUUGAAAGUUCCGUGUGCUUCCGUGUAUGCGCACUCCCAUGUACCGGUUUUUAGCUAGCUGGAAAAUACUUUUGAAAAUCCAGGUGACCAUGUUAUAAAGCAGAGCCCCGCCAUCAGCUGAGGAAACCACCAGUCGUCGUCGUCGUCAUCAUCAUCAUCCGUCCCUCCAUCCCUUUCCCCUCCUGAGGCCCCCUGUCUACUCUUCCCUUCCCUUCCUCGCCCAUCCCUCACCAUGUCCAUCGCCCUCAAGCAAGUCUUCAACAAGGACAAGACGUUCCGGCCCAAGCGUAAGUUCGAGCCGGGUACGCAGCGCUUCGAGUUGCACAAGCGGGCUCAGGCGUCGCUCAGCUCGGGCGUGGACCUGCGGGCGGCCGUGCAGCUGCCCCCCGGUGAGGACCCCAACGACUGGGUGGCCGUCCACGUGGUGGACUUCUUCAACCGCAUCAACCUGAUCUAUGGCACCGUGUGCGAGUUCUGCACAGAGAAGAGCUGCCCGGUGAUGUCGGGCGGCCCGCGGUUCGAGUAUCGCUGGCAGGAUGAGCACAAGUACAAGAAGCCCACGGCGUUGCCGGCGCCGCAGUACAUGAACCUGCUGAUGGACUGGAUCGAGGUGCAGAUCAACAACGAGGACAUCUUUCCCACCAGCGUAGGAAUCCCGUUCCCAAAGAACUUCAUUCAGAUCUGUAAGAAAAUCUUGUGCCGGCUCUUCCGGGUCUUCGUGCACGUCUACAUCCACCACUUCGACCGCAUCAUCCUGAUGGGAGCCGAGGCCCACGUCAACACCUGCUACAAGCACUUUUACUACUUCUGCACCGAGCUCAACCUCAUAGACCGCAAGGAGCUGGAGCCACUGAAAGAAAUGACGUCACGGAUGUGUCUUUAGAGGCCCCGUAACAGACCCUGUGGACCCGAAAACUCUCAGUUUGUCUCAACCGGAGGACGUCACAGACGAUCAGAUGAACUCGGACAGUGUGAUGCCGAUGAAGUCUGACGUAAUGAGAGAGAGGGGACGCAGAACAAAGCACCGAAGCACACUCGCAUUCGCUCAGAGCAAACACCACCACACGGUGGUGUGAAGUAGCGCACACACACCUCCAGGUGGCGAUCUAAUGCAGUAAUAGGAUUAUGCACUAUUUAAGAACUAUAACUAUGCAGCGUGACUGGAGGUAGAUCUAUUUUGGAUGAGAAUAAUAUUGUAAAGCUACUCACUGUCUAAUGACUGCAGGGGAUUAGUGAAUUUAACCAUUGGUGAACACUAAUGGUGUGUGUGUGUGUGUGUGUGUGUGUGUGUGUGUGAGGGUGUGUGUUACCAUAGUGAUUUAUGGUGUGUUCAGACUUCCAAAAGCUAUGGUUUGCUUCCUUCACUUGCGGUUCAAAUGCUUGAUGGGAUGAUUUUAAUGAUUUGUAAUAAUUUAGACUUUAGAGAUAAAUGUAAUGAUACAGGAGAUCUCUCUCUCUCACACACACACACGCACACAGUUUGCAUCCACAUUAGACUAUUACUAGGUUUUAAAAUCAUGCUUCUACACUUUUAUUUAUUUUAUUUUUUUUGAGAAAUACAGGGUUUUAAACUAUGCAGGACUUGUGAGUUAUUGGAAGGUGUGUGUGUGUGUGUGUGUGUGUGUGGGUGGUGGGGGCAGGCAGGGCGGUUCAGACCACUUUACAUUCCUCUAGUGUAGUGGUGACCACUAAUCAGCGUAAAGCAGACAAUUAAUUCUAAUUAAAUUUUAAUUUUUAAAAAAAAUUUUAAUGAUUGACUUUUUUUUAUUUCCUCAAAGGAGCUACACAGAGCCUCAGCUCGGACCCCUCAACUUAACCCAUAAAGAGAAAUUUUUAUUUAUUUAUUUAUUUUUUAUUUUUUUGGAUUUGUUCCCUAACAGCCGUUCUUGAUUUGCAAGGUUACGCCUUAAGAUUUGAAUUAUUAAUGAAAUUAUUCAGCAACACUCCACACAACAUCAAGUUAUAAAUAAAUAAAUAAAUAAAUAAAUAAAUAAAUAAGUGUCAUAUUUGUAGUUACAAAAAAUCAAGCCUUAGCAAUAAGGGAUUGAGUGCAGAAGUUUGCACACCCCUACAUCCAAAUCAAGAAACCCCAGAAGAUUUUACCGGAUUGUUCAGGAUGUUCUGUUAUUAAUACAGACACAAAUUCAAUGUUUGUUUGUUUUUCCCCCCUUACUUUUUAGUUUUGUUUUGUUUUUUUGUCGCAGUGUGUUGCUAACAGUGAACUGAGUUUUAUGUGAAAGUUGCUACGGUGUUUAAAUUUGUUCGAAAGUGAGAGAAGGGCUCAGCUAAGCAUGUAGGACAGAAUCUGCGAGAGGGGUGAUUAAAAAUUUGCACGAAUGAGAAAAGUGUAGAUGCUGGAGAGCGAGGGGAAGGAAACGUGUGGCUCCGUGCUCGCUGAAGAGAAGUGCUCUGUUGAUAUUUUCAGAGCAGUGUGAUUUGCUUGCGAUGUACACUAGACUUGCGUCCAAUAGUAUGAGUAAAUGAGCACGGUAUUGGGACGAUACCUGAUGGCAGCAUGAGUAUCGAUGCAUCCCUAACAUAACCGUAUGUGAAAGUUAAUACUGAAGCAAACGAAAUGAGAUUUCUGGAUGUGAUCUGUGAUAAAUGUUGUUGUUGUUGUUGUUGUUGUUGUUAUACAAGUCACUUUUAAGAAUUUUUUUUCAAUUCCCCUUCUGUUUGUGAAUCACAGGUUUUUUUUUGUUUUUUUUUUGUUUUUUUUUCCCAGUUAUCUUUGAUUUACGCAUCAGUGUCUGUAUUUCCUCCAUGUCCGAUCGGUUUACAUUGUCGGUAACGGUGUUCCUAAACACCUCUUCUCACACGAUUUGUGGGCGAUAUUUUCAAUAUCCUUUAAAUUCCUAUCGAAUCUUGACUGUUUAAGAGUUUGAGCGCGUUCGAACUCUUCCUGCCUUAUCGGUCAGACUUGACGAAGUGAAGAGAUUGUGUUUUAGGUCAUUAACCAGGUACAUUUGAAUACAUACGUUUAUUAUUAUCGAUAACUGUGUUUUAAUGACAUUAAAUGAACAUGGAAUUAAAAUGCAGAUCCUUUGGGAGUUUUAGUAAAAGAAACUCCGAAACUGAGCGUGUGGAAACAUUUGCACUCGACUGUAGCUAGCUAGCUAGCUAGAUUCGGACUGUUUUUAGGAUUUGUCCUGCUGCAGCUGAUCCACUUGUAUCUACUCAGUGGUUGAGUUUGAGUGACCUGGAUGGUAGGUUUGUCUAAUUAAAUGCCCAGUGUAGAUUUUAGCAUGGGUCCUUAACCAGCUAAACAUUCAUAGUCUGUAUUAACGUACUUGACUAGCUAACUAGCUUGCCAUAAGUUAUUAAAUUACACUAGGUUUUCGGUUUCCGAGCAGCCAAAACAUAAAACUGGGCAGCACAUUGAAUCUUCCACUUGCCCUAGCUAAUACAUAUUUUUUAUUAUGCAAGUUGUGCUGAAGAAUAUUUCCACAGCAAACAACAGUUCUACUGUUUUAUCCUCCAAAACUUGCCUCCUAGCAGUCGGGCUAACUCCUCCGUGGCGUCACAUGGACCGAAAUAACCAGCCAGCGUUUCUAGCUUGCGGUUUCAUGUCUCCUGUAAGCUCUUUAGAGAGAGAACACACUCUCGCUGAUUGCAUGUUUUGCUCCCGAUAGCGAGUAUAUCCGUGCCGUAAUCCCUGCUAGGGCAUUUCGGAUGAUCCUUCUACGCUUUGAGAGGAAGAUUAGACCUCAGACUUACCUUCAGCAGCAGGUUUUCAUGAUAGAUUUGUAAGCCGAGCUGUAUAUAAGGCCAAGCUCUCCAAAGCGAGCAGGCGGGAUGGAGAUUCUGGCCGUGCACUAGGAAUUCAGCGGACGCUCUUCGUAAAAAGCGAUGCUCUGGAGAACACUUCUCUCUCUACGUCUGUGAUUCAGCCAUGGGGGAGAAAUCGGAAUCCUCCGGGCCACCCCUGUGCGUCCAGAUCCUCUCCACCGUGGCCCUGGUGUGCUUCGGGCUCUACUGCAUCGUCAAGGGCGUCUCCUUCGGCUUCUUCAACUGGUGGUACAUCCUCGGAGCUGCGAGCCUCGUGGCCACCGGCUUUGCCGCGUUCCGGGUCUACGAGGUGUUCGCGAUCCUGGCGCAGAGGGAAAAAGCCGAAGCCGAGUCGUGCAGAAGGACGCCCUGAGAUCAGUUUGGAUGUUUUCGACUAUGACUAUGAUUUAUAGUUUGAAUUUGGACUGGGACGGAAAUUCCUGAAAGGACAUUUUCUUUAUCUACAAUUUAAACCGACGAACUUCCUUCAGAUUUGAACCAAUUUCCCAUAACCUACCGCUAAUAUACUGUACAAAUGUGAAGUCAAGAGGUGUUGGUUAAUGUAGAUUGGAAAUGCUGAUUUAAGGUUGAAACAUUAAAAUCCCACCAAAUUUUGGGGAUUAAACAUCUUAAUACGGUAUUGUAUUAUUAUUUAUUUUUGGGGUGUUUUUUUUUUAUAACUAUACAGAUAUAGCCAGGACAUAGAAAGAUGGAUGGUGCCUCAACAUUGAUGGAUUGGACACACACGUUUUCAGAGCUCAUCAUCUAUACAUAAUACCACCUGUGAAGAUUAGAACAACUAGAAAUCCAUGGAUAUGAAACUAUAUAUGAGAUAAAGCCAGAGAAAGCUUAAGUUCAUCAACCUGAUUUCAAACACUUAGAAAUAUUAUACAUCCCUUUAUUUGUCUAUUAAUAUUUAUUCAACCGUUUCAUUACUUUUCAUUUUUACUCGAAGCUGAUCAGCAGUUUAGAUGAAGCCUUUGAGUCAAAGAGCUUUGCUUCUAGGCUAUUUAAAAAAAUAAAUAAAUAAAUAAAUAAAUAAAAUUCCAGCAUUGAUCUACAUUAGAAGGCAUUCUUCAACGUGCCUUUGUGCUCCGUUGUGUAACUUUUGUGAAGAAGUUGGACGUAACGUGACCCGUUCAACCAAUCACGUUAUUCCCCACCGAACAGAUAACGUUCAACAAGAUACAGCAUUUGACAGUUUCUAAGAAGAAUUAACGUCCCUGCAGUGUUUUACAAGCGUUUGCUCUAAUAAAAGAUGGUGUCGCAAACUUUGUUCUUGGAACAGUGCUUACAAUAUUUUCUCGAAACGGUUUUAACGUUCUUAGGAACUUAGAAAAGCUAGGCAGCUGAGUCACCGCUUGGCCUUGGGAGCGGAUCGGUUUCGCACGUAGUGCGGUCACUUAAAGGGAACUUUCUCGGGGUAAAAGUACAAUUGUGAAAAGACUUAAAAGCCAGACAAAUGUUUAAACUUUCACGACGUAUUUGGAGUUUGAAUCCUACAUUUAAUAAAGUCCUGAACGUUAUACCUGGCUCUGAUGUCUGGUUGGAAAUGCCGGAAGUUAUAUUUUUAUCAAAACCACGUGAGCCAAUCACACAUCUCUUGUGCUCAGGUAUAAUAAAUAAGGUAGUUAAUGCUCUCCUUGGAGCGUGUUGAGUUUUCCUACAAUGUUCUGUGAGUUACAUGGAAACCUUGCUAGCUCCAAAAAGAGUUGGGAGAAAAAAAUUGAGGCAAAACAGUAGCUCUCCGGGAGUCCUUGGACUUGAACUUGCAACCUUCCGGUUCUACAUAUCAUCUUAACUGCUGAGCUAGCAGCGCUAGUCAUCGGUUUUGUCCUGAAGUGCUUCAUCAGCUCAAGAAUCCAAAAAUAAUGAGGUACCGG